AUGAUGGCUUUGACCAAAGCUUCGGACACCAUGUUGAAGCAGAUGCUGGCGGGACUGAAGGAGACAGAGGAGGAAGUGGAGGAUGGGCGCUUGACGCUGACCGCGGACCCCUUGCCCGGACGGCGGUUGUACGGCCUCUACCUUGAGCGCUCCCUGAAGGGCGAGGCGCCUGCUUCCGAUCCAGAUCACUUCGCCAGCAUUCUUGAGCUUUCGGAGGCCUAG
Molecule: messenger RNA, 222 nt
Organism: Symbiodinium sp. CCMP2456
Lineage: Eukaryota; Dinophyceae; Suessiales; Symbiodiniaceae
Source: the annotation of a GenBank genome assembly